UUUGGUGAUAAAUUUUUCAUCAUUUUCCGCCGAUUGUUCAAUUAUUGUUCGGAUUACAAUGGUUCAUAAUUAAUCAACAAGUCCAUUGACACCUGAUUGCGCCGACCCAGCAAGGGAUACAUCGAUAAUUUGCAUUUUAAAGGAUCACGGAGCGACAUAAAGCUGCGAAGGGUUUCCGCGCCGAAUGACGUGGAGAAAACAGCAGGUCCAAACACUGCAGCGCUUUUCCAAACGAUUACGGCAAAGAUUUUAGUUCGGGUUGCGAAUAGGCGGAAAACAGCAGUACAAUGUUCGAAAUUACCGACACACAGAAAAUCGGAGUCGGUUUGGCUGGCUUCGGAAUAACGUUUUUGUUCCUGGGCACUCUUUUACUAUUCGAUAAAGGACUACUGGCAAUAGGAAAUAUACUAUUCGUAUGUGGGUUAGCUUGCGUGAUUGGACUAGAACGAACGUUUCGCUUUUUCUUUCAAAAGCACAAAAUGAAGGCAUCGAUCGCAUUCUUCGGGGGUAUUGCAAUCGUACUGCUCGGCUAUCCAUUGAUCGGUAUGCUGAUCGAGAUGUACGGCUUCAUACUGCUGUUUAGUGGGUUCUUCCCAGUGGCCAUAAACUUCUUGCGUCGGGUACCAGUGCUAGGCAACAUCCUCAAUAUGCCCGGCAUUAGCAGGACUGUCGACUGGUUGGCUGGCGAAUCGGACCGAACAACGGAAAAUGCUUACACCAACUGAGAAAACAUUGUACGACCCACCAUACUAAACCAGGAAAAACGAUGCGAAUGAAGCGAAAGAGUGUGUCUGUCCGAUUGGUACUGGGUGGUUUGAUUUAAAAUCUUAACCAAUAAAUGAAUCGUUACAG
This is a messenger RNA of Anopheles moucheti, 852 nucleotides long. RefSeq names its product vesicle transport protein GOT1B. The record is from RefSeq and is a predicted model, not a curated record. Gene Ontology annotation, cellular component: membrane; endoplasmic reticulum. Bases 288 to 725 code for a protein of 145 amino acids. The transcript has 4 exons. Gene Ontology annotation, biological process: retrograde transport, endosome to Golgi; endoplasmic reticulum to Golgi vesicle-mediated transport. NCBI's taxonomy places the organism in Eukaryota, Metazoa, Arthropoda, Insecta, Diptera, Culicidae.